Messenger RNA from Ambispora gerdemannii, 903 nucleotides. NCBI's taxonomy places the organism in Eukaryota, Fungi, Glomeromycota, Glomeromycetes, Archaeosporales, Ambisporaceae. The record is from the annotation of a GenBank genome assembly.
AUGUCGACCACCGAAGAUUCUGCAAUCAUGAACCUGGCUUUCAAAGAGAACUCUCCAAAUAAUCAAGGAAAUAAUAAUUCUACGAAGGAUGACAAUGCCGCACAAGUCGCCUUAACUUCCGCACCUUCGUCUAGCCACAAUAAAAUUGCAAUUCAAGCCAGUGCGAAUAACCAACAGCAGCAACCACCGCAAACACCUACCAGCACCACUGGUGCUGGUGUGAAUACUCCUACUAUGUUGACCAAUAAUAAUAAUGCAGAAACACCCAAACAGGAGCCAAUUGCAAUUCAUCCUGCUCCUCUGGCGAUUCAACCAGCGCCACCGAUGACUCCUCAACAACAACAACCGCAGACACCGGUAGCAGUACAACAAGCACAAAUCGCUGCUCAGUUACAACAACAUCUUCAACAGCAAACUCCAACGGCUAUUUCUAGUACUGCAUCUACUCCUCUUCAUACGCCUCAGCAUCAAAUUCAGCCACAACUUCAUCAUCAUCCUCUAAGACCGAACACAGUAUCAGCCACAACAACGCCACAAACCACACCUUCUGGUAAGCCCCCCGUCGGCAGCGAGGAAUGGCACAGACAACGUCGAGAAAAUCAUAAAGAAGUAGAACGUCGUCGUCGAGACACUAUAAAUGCUGGUAUUAAUGAAUUGGCGAAAAUUGUCCCGGGAUGUGAGAAAAACAAAGGCAGUAUUCUCAAUCGUGCAGUCCAGUAUAUUCAACAAUUAAAGGAGAAUGAGGCUGCUAAUAUCGAAAAGUGGACACUGGAGAAAUUACUAACCGAUCAAGCAAUUCAAGAUUUGCAAGCACAACUCGAUAUGCUUAAAUCGGAUAAUACGAGACUUCGCUCCGAGUUGGAUGAAUUACAACCGGCGAAAAAGAAACAACGUACUGAAUGA